Molecule: messenger RNA, 2238 nt
Organism: Racocetra fulgida
Lineage: Eukaryota; Fungi; Glomeromycota; Glomeromycetes; Diversisporales; Gigasporaceae
Source: the annotation of a GenBank genome assembly
UAUAUGCGUUACAAAAAAAUGAUUUUUCCUUUUGUAACAGUAAGACGAGAUAAUAAAACAAUUCUUCCGGCUGCACUAUUUGAAGUAGAUGAAAGUUUUACUUUUGAACAUUUACUUUAUCAGGCAGAUAGUGAAUACGUUCCUGGAGAGAAUGUUAAAGUUGAGAUUCAGGUUAAGGGUACAAAUACAUGGCACAAUGUUGUGUCUGGUAUAAAUGGAAGUUUAAAGCUGUGUACACGAGAAGAACAAAAUAUAUCACAUAUUAGGUUUACUAUUCAAGAUGAAUAUCCUAAAUCCUCUUCAAGCAUUGUUCCUUCUACAUAUAAUGCUUUUAAUGAAAUGAUGAGUGCAGCAUCCAAAAAAGUUUUGCCUGAUUCAAAACUGACAACAAAUCGUAAUGAUCAUUUAUACAAUGAUCUUUUAGCACUUUUACGUAGUAAUAACCUUGGUUGGGAAUAUGGAACACAUAAUAUAGCUGGUAAAUCAUUCGUUAAUAAACUUACCUCUCUCCUUUAUUAUUUGGAUGAUAAGCAUCAGACUCUUAAGUUACGUAGCCUUAAAAUACCAACAUUUUUUCUUCAAUUACCGUUAUAUCAACAAAAUACAUAUUAUAAAAAUGGAUCUCACCAUAAAACUACACUAAAGCGUAAAGAUUUAGAAUUUUAUGCUGAUAAAUUAGAGGAGUGUAUUCUAGAACCAUGGGCAAGUAAAUUAUGUUGGAAUCAGGUUGUAACUGCUAGUUUAGAACUGUGUUCUGUUGCUCGUACAUAUGCUAACUAUUUAGAGACAGUUAACCAGCAUAUGCAAAGAAUUCAACUUGCAUCUGCUCCAGCACGAAGUCCUGAAAAUAAUAGUAAUUUAGAAAUACGAACUCCAUGUGCAAAAAAUGCUAUUAAAGAAAUAUAUUUACCAAUUGCUGAACAUAUUAAAGAUACAAGCGAAUAUGAAAUUAUAUCACUUGAAGAAUUUUUACCUGAAAACAAAGAAAAACGAUUCUUUUAUCUAUCAAAUCUUACUAUCGAUUCUACAAUUAUGUUAUAUCGAUAUCAUCAUGGAAAUUAUUUAGGAACUUUAAAUUUUAUUUGGAAAAUUCCUGAAGAUUUUGAAUUACGUGAUGAUACAAAAAAUGCUCAAGCAAUAAUUCGAACACAAUCAUUAUUACCUCAAUUUUUUACCCGAUAUAUGAGAAGACAUAUUGAAAAUCUUUUAUCAGUACAUGAAAGGCGUCAUAGCAAUAUACUUUAUUUGCCAAGUUUUAUUUCAGUUAGAGAUUUAAGAGAAUCUAUUGUAGAACGAUUAGAAAAUAAGCGUAAUGAACAUCCACUUUCUAAUAAUUUACCAAUUGGAGAAGAAGUACCAACAAGUACUGGAGUUCGAAAUAAAAAAUCUGCUACAUUAAAACAAACUGAGCUUUCAGCAUCUGAUCAUGAUUUUACAAAACUUUCAAUAACUCCUUCAGUUUCAUUAUUUACUAAAAUUCCUGAAGAUCUGACUCAAUCAUUUUAUAUAAUGGCUAAAAUAGAUCCAGAAUUAGAUAAAUCAAUGACUACAAUGAAUCAAUUACUGAAAAGAAACUUAUAUCAAGACUUUGUAAAAAGCCAUUGCCUUCGUAUGCCUUAUGAUGAUUUUCAAAGUUUAUCUUUUAUUCCUGAUCCAGAACCAUUGGAAAACGAAUUUGAAAUAAUUUAUGGCAAACCAACUUUAGAAAGGUUUCGCCCAUCAGCAAUGAACAUAACUAUUGAUGAUGAAAUAGGCGAAAAAAGACCAGGUCAAUUUGUUAAUACAAAAAUUAGACGUACUAUAACAUGUGAAUAUUGUGGCAAAAUGCGAUGUAUUUAUAGUAAUAUUGCUUUAACAAAUAAUGAGGAAAUCAAACUUCAAACUACUCUUGAUGGUCUUUACUAUAGUUGUGGAUCACAAUUGCUACCAGAAGAUCAUGAACUUUCAGAGCAUUUAAGUAUUAGACUAAAUCUUACCUGUGAUUCUCCUAUUGAAUCAACAUAUUUUUCAUGGCGUCUUAAAAGGUUUGAUAUUUGUUAUUGGUGUGGAGAAUCUAUAGAUCUUAUUGAACCUUCUGAUACAUUGAAAAAUGAAUGGAAAACUAUAUAUCCAUUAUGUUCAUUUUGUAAAAAUAAUGGAAAAACAUGGCAUAAAAGGGCACCUAAAAAAUUUAAUCAAUUAAGUAGUACCGAAGAAAGUAGUAAAACUAAUACUACAAAUAAAAAACAAAAAACUUAA